AUGAUCAUACUACUCCUCAUCUGGCUUGUGCAAUGGAUCUGCCAUUACAUCAGUGUGUACCUGGAUAGGGACCUCAGCCACCAGAGGACUCGGACACUGCAGGGGACUGGGGUGCAGAGUGUCAGGUCCUGGGGAGCCAUGCUCUGGACUGCCUUGCAGCAUGGGCUGUUCUGGGCCAUUACUGGAACCCUGGUGCUGCUCUUGGCACUCUGCUGGUGGCUCAGGACAAGGAUCUGUGAGGUGGACAACAGCAGGGACUCAGAGAGUGAAGAAAGUGAGGAAGAAGAUCUUCCUGAGAUGAAUAUGAUCGGGAUCUUUUCCAGACGCUUCCAGCUGUCAGUGCCGAAGCUGUCCUCCAGGAGACAAGUGGUGCAGGAGCUGCUGACCGACCUUCUCCGAGUCUGCCAAAAUCUCUUCUCCGACAGCUUCUUCCCCGUGCUGCAACCAGUCAUCGGGGUGGGCAGUGCCUGUGAAGGAUGGAGUACCCAAAAGUCAGAGGAUGUUGUCUACUGCAUGUUUGUGCCCCUGAAGCCUCCCCGUGGGCACACCUUCCACCUGGAACCAGACCCCGCGCGGGAGACGCUGCCGCCGAGCAUGCGCGUCCGCGUGGAGCUGGCGUGCACGUGCGCCGGGGAGCAGCCUGACCAGCUGUGCUUCCUCCACCACUCUCAGGAGGAGCUGAAGAGAAACCAGGUGGCCAGCCUUCUACACACCCUCUGCACCGGCCCUUACCUGGAUGGGGAGAAAAUUGCCCUCUGGUUCCAGACAUUUGUGAUCUCAGCCUGGUCGGUGGUGCCUCAGUCCCGUCGCUACCGCAUGAAGGUGCUUCCCUCCUGCCGCUCCUGCAAGAUGAAGCUGAUGAAAGCCUCUGGGAGAAGCUUUUUUGUGGAGAUGGUAUUCAGUGUGCAGCAAGGUGACUCAGACAUCUUCCUUAGCAGCCAGCCUACAGAGGCCCAGUUCCCCCCAAGCACGACAUGGCUGGAGAGCUACGCUGUGGCAGAGGCAAAGUUCUUCAGGCAUGUCUCCAUGCAGGCCCCUCCCCACAGCUGCCACCUCAAAUGCCUGCGGCUCUGUGCUCGCCUUCUGGAGGGCUCAGGCCUUUCUAUCUAUGCCUUGAAAACCGCGGUCAUGCACCUCCUGACCUUGAUCCCCCUGUCAGAAUGGCAGCACAGGCGUCUCCUGAUGCGGGUGGAUGACAUCAUGAACUACCUGCGCUGCUGCCUAGAGGAGACGCGCCUCGAGCACUUCUUCUUUGGUAAUGAGGACAUGCCCGAGGAGAUCUCCUUACCCCUGGCCUUCCAAAGGGCACAGCCCCUGAACCUCUUCCAACACCUGGCACAGGAUCCAGCUGCCCAGACUGAGGCAUUGCAGGUGUUGGAUAAGCUGCAAUAUCACCUCUACUUUGAGUUCUGA
Prinia subflava (tawny-flanked prinia) is the source of this 1413-nucleotide messenger RNA. Its product is annotated as inositol 1,4,5-trisphosphate receptor-interacting protein-like 1. The record is from RefSeq and is a predicted model, not a curated record. The coding region runs from base 1 to 1413 and encodes 470 amino acids. The transcript has a single exon. NCBI's taxonomy places the organism in Eukaryota, Metazoa, Chordata, Aves, Passeriformes, Cisticolidae. Gene Ontology annotation, cellular component: membrane.